Messenger RNA from Capsicum annuum, 570 nucleotides. RefSeq lists its product as uncharacterized. Bases 1 to 570 code for a protein of 189 amino acids. Lineage: Eukaryota; Viridiplantae; Streptophyta; Magnoliopsida; Solanales; Solanaceae. The record is from RefSeq and is a predicted model, not a curated record. The transcript has a single exon.
AUGGCUGACUUAUUUCCGGAAUGUCUCAUUCAAAAAAUACUUUGUUUUCUUCGUUUAAAAGAAGCAGCCAAGACGAGUAUUGUCUCUAAAGCAUGUCUGCAAGCGUGGUUGACUCUUCUCAACUUGAAAUUCACAGUUGAUUAUCACAAUGACAAUAUGAAAAUUGUUGAUGAUAUCAUGAAGAGAUAUAGGGACGGAAAAGUCCCUAUAGAAAAGUUUGACUUAUCAGACUCUAAUUUUCGUAGUGAAGAUUUUCCUCUUAUUGAUAAGUGGCUUGACAUUGCACUUCAGAACCGUGUAAAAGAUCUUGUCGUUGGAGUUUGUAGCUUUCCAUCAUACCCCUUGCGUAUUUUCAAAUUCUUGGCAGUGAAAUCGUUAAGAGAAUUGGUUCUAAGUAAUUGUAAUCUAAUGCAUGUAUCAUUAUCUAGUGGUGCGACGAACUGUCAUUCUUUAAGAAAACUCUCUCUAAUCAAAGUCCAUUUAGAUGGAAACAUGCUUCCUGUCACGACCCGACCCGAGGCCCUGGCCGAGACGGACAUCCCGAACUACACAGGCCUGAGAUACCCCUGA